This is a messenger RNA of Odobenus rosmarus divergens (Pacific walrus), 1536 nucleotides long. It is a transcript of the gene ZNF623, whose product is annotated as zinc finger protein 623. NCBI's taxonomy places the organism in Eukaryota, Metazoa, Chordata, Mammalia, Carnivora, Odobenidae. The record is from RefSeq and is a predicted model, not a curated record. Gene Ontology annotation, molecular function: DNA-binding transcription factor activity, RNA polymerase II-specific; RNA polymerase II transcription regulatory region sequence-specific DNA binding. Bases 25 to 1536 code for a protein of 503 amino acids. Gene Ontology annotation, biological process: regulation of transcription by RNA polymerase II. The transcript has a single exon. Gene Ontology annotation, cellular component: nucleus.
GAGGAUGGAAAUCUGCCCAAGACUAUGUCUGAAACACUCACAGUGAUGGAGCCCCCUGCCUCUGAGUCUGGGGCAUUCCCUGAAUCCAGAUUAGGGGGGCUGUUGGGAAACCCAGAAGGGCAGAGCCUGCGGAGCUGCCCCCCUCAGGAGGGCAGUUUCAGGGGGGUGACAGUUACCCAUUGGAAGAUCCAAGCAGGAGAGGCAGCUCGGGUGGGCAGUAAGUCAGGAGAAAGCCCAGUUCUGAGCUCAAACCUCCUCCUCCUCCAGAGAGAGCUUGUGGAAGGGGAAGCCCACCAGUGUGAGAUUUGUGGCAAAAGCUUCACAUUUAACUCGGACCUAGUUAGACAUCAGAUUUCUCAUGCUGGGGAGAAACCUUACAGAUGUGAGCAGUGUGGGAAAACCUUCAGCCAGAGCUCCCACCUUGCUGAGCAUCAGAGAGGUCACACUAGAGAAAGACUCUAUGUGUGCAACAUGUGUGGAAAGGACUUCAUUCACUAUGCAGACCUCGCUGAGCACCAGAGAGCACAUGCAGGAGGAAAGCCAUUCCGAUGCAUGCAGUGUGGGAGAGCCUUCCAUCACAGCUCAGACCUGGUUCGGCACCAGCGAAUUCAUACCCGGGAGAGGCCUUUCGAAUGCAAGGAGUGUGGGAAAGGCUUCAGCCAGAGCUCCUUGCUUAUUCGCCAUCAGAGAAUUCACACAGGAGAAAGACCUUAUGAGUGUAAUGAGUGUGGAAAAUCCUUCAUUAGGAGCUCAAGCCUUAUUCGACAUUAUCAGAUCCACACAGAAGUGAAACAGUAUGAAUGUAAGGAGUGUGGGAAGGCCUUCCGUCAUCGCUCAGAUCUCAUCGAACAUCAGAGAAUUCACACUGGAGAGAGGCCCUUUGAAUGUAAUGAAUGUGGGAAGGCCUUUAUUCGGAGUUCAAAGCUUAUUCAGCAUCAGAGGAUCCAUACUGGGGAAAGGCCUUAUGUGUGCAAUGAGUGUGGGAAGCGCUUCAGCCAGACAUCAAACUUUACCCAGCAUCAGAGAAUUCACACUGGAGAGAAACUCUAUGAAUGUAACGAAUGUGGGAAAGCUUUCUUUUUGAGUUCGUACCUUAUUCGACACCAGAAAAUCCACACUGGAGAGAGAGUGUAUGAAUGUAAGGAAUGUGGGAAAGCUUUUCUCCAGAAAGCCCAUCUCACUGAACAUCAGAAAAUCCACACUGGGGAUAGGCCCUUUGAAUGUAAGGACUGUGGGAAAGCUUUCAUUCAGAGCUCCAAGCUGCUUCUACAUCAGAUUAUUCAUACCGGAGAAAAGCCUUAUGUAUGUAGUUACUGUGGGAAAGGCUUUAUUCAGAGGUCAAAUUUCCUUCAACACCAGAAAAUUCAUACUGAAGAGAAACUCUAUGAAUGUAGUCAGUAUGGGAAAGACUUCAGCUCAACCCCAAACUUUAAAAAUAAUCAAGGUGUUCACCAAGAAGGACUUCCUUUGAGUAAGACCACCAUACAUUUGGGUGAGAAGUCUGCAGGUCAGGGGGAACAUCUAGAUAACUUAUAA